Messenger RNA from Oreochromis niloticus (Nile tilapia), 1230 nucleotides. RefSeq names its product mucin-5AC-like. The coding region runs from base 1 to 1230 and encodes 409 amino acids. The transcript has 9 exons. Lineage: Eukaryota; Metazoa; Chordata; Actinopteri; Cichliformes; Cichlidae. The record is from RefSeq and is a predicted model, not a curated record.
AUGGCACCAAGGAUUUUCCAGCUUACGGCUGUGCAUCCAGCAACCUCUGCUCCAAUAACGACAGCAGCUGCACCAACCACAACAACUGCUGCUCCAACCACACCCACAUCCAACCAAAACGGCUGUGACAACAACCACAACAAAAGCUGCUCCAACCAUAACCACUGUGGCACCAACCACAACAACACAGCUGCACCAACCACAACAACUGCUGCUCCAACCACACCCACAGCUGCCCCAACCACAACCACAUCUGCACCAACAGCAGCUGCACCAACCACAACAACAGCUGUUCCAUCCACACCCACAGCUGCCCCAACCACAACCACAUCUGGUCCAACCACAACCGCUAACCACACCUGCACCAACCACAACAGUAGCACCAACCACAACAACAGCUGUUCCAUCCAAUACAACAACUGCUCCAACCACAAUCGCUCUGCUUCAACCACAACAACAGGUAGUGCAACCACAAUCACUGUGGCACCAAACACAACCACAGCAGCACCAACUACAACAACAACAACAACAACUGCUGCUCCAACAACAACAACAGCUGCUCCAACCACAACAACAGCUGCUGCAACCACAAUCACUGUGGCACCAACCACAAUCACAGUUGCUCCAACCACAACCAUAGCUGCUCCAACCACAACAACUGCUGCACCAACCACAACAACAGUAGCACCAACCACAACAACUGCUGCUCCAACCACAACAACUGCUGCUCCAACAGCAACAAUUGCUGCUCGAACAACGACAACAGCUGCACCAAACACAACCACUGUGGCUCCAACCACGACCACAGUUGCUCCAACAACCACAAUCACCUCUCCAACCACAACAUCAAAUGCUCCAACCACAGUCGCUGUGAUGACAACCACAACUACAUCUGCUCCAACCACAACCACUGUGGCACCAACAGCAACAACUGCUGCUCCAACUACGACACCCAGAUGCUCCAACAACAUCAACAGCCUCACCAACCAUAACAUCACCUCUAACAUCAGCUGUUGCCCAGACCACAAUAUCUGCUUCUACAGCAUCAUCAACAACAACAACAACUACUCCAAUUCCAAGCACUGCGUCAACAACCACAACAACAGCUGCAAAAACAACCACUUCCGCAACAACCACUACAAUGUCUUCAACAACAAAAUCAUCUACAACGACAACAGCUGCGACAAAGACCACUUCUGCAACAACCACUACAAUUUCUUCAACAACUAA